CGCCCGCCCGCCGCUGGCGGCUCGCGCCUGGGAGCGCGGCUGGGUGGCUGGAGCUGGCCGCAUCCUUUGUGCGGCGCUCAGGCUGCGCAGCGGGGCGGCGGGACGGAAUGUGGGCUCUGCAGGGGCUUUUCUCUUCUGCCCUAACUCUGGAAACAAUGGACUGAGAAGGGAACAUGGAUUGAGGGGCGCGAGGGGGAGGCGAACUGCACGGGAGAGUCAUGACUUCUGCCGCGGAGAUUAAGAAGCCACCAGUGGCCCCCAAGCCAAAGUUUAUUGCGGCAAAUAAUAAGCCAGCUCCUCCUCCUGUGGCUCCUAAGCCUGACAUUGUGAUUUCUAGUGUUCCGCAGGCCACAAAGAAAGCCAAACCUGCAAUAGCCCCCAAACCAAAAGUUCUGAAGAGUUCUGUUCAAGAUGGCGGGCAGUCACCCUCAAGGAAAAGGACUUUGAACCUGGAAGAGCAUAAACAAGAAUUAGCGGAAAGCACUGCCAAUUUUAAUGGCAAAAAUGUAGGAGAGCAGAAUAACGAUUAUACCUUACCAAUGUGUUCCUGUAGUUCCGAGUGUAUCCAUAAGCUUGCGAAUAGAGAGAACGUGUGUGUAAAGCAGCUUGUUUUAGAGCCCCUGGGAAUGAAUGAAAAUUUACAAAAUUGUAAGCCUGAUGAGUCUUUGACUGUAAAAACUAUGAGUAAAUAUGAUUCUCCUGGUGAAAAGGCCAAAAACCAGACUAAUGUAGUUUUCAAGGCAAAUGUCCUAGAAGAGAAGCUUAAAGAUGUCUUAACACACCGAAUGUCACCUUUUAUUUCCUCCAAGAAGCACAGGUCCGCGGACAACCCAGAAAUGAAUGGUGGCUAUAAUUCACACAGACAAUUCAGAAUUGAAUUUGAGGAUUUGCUACCUUCCCCGCCCAGCUUUGAAAAUGCUCCUGAUCGUCACAAUUGCCACUUCAAGCUUCCUAGUGAUGAAUUUCAAAAUUUUGAAGCUUGUCAGGAUGGCAGUGAAAAAAGCAAUAGUGACUUUUAUUCAUCCAAACCAGAAGCUCUAGAAAACAGUAAAAAGGGUACUUUGAUAUCUUCAGAUGAAGUUAGUAAAAAAUCUGAAGUCAAAGAUCUUGGUCCCUUAGAAAUUCACCUAGUAUCAUAUAGCCCCAAAUUUCCAACUCCCAAGCCCAGAAAGACACGCGCUGCUCGUCUCUUACGCCAAAAGUAUGUAGAUGCUCCUAGUGAAAGUACCGAGGAACCGGAAAAUUCCACCAGUAGCUCUUCUUGUCUUAGCGAAGAUAGUUUGAAAAACAAUGAAAUCAGUGUUCUGCAUCCGAGUAGCCAGGAACAGGUGGACAAAAUGAAUCCAGGAAAUAAAAAGGAAUUGAAGGUGGACCCCAACAGUGACAGACAGGCCUUGGUCAAGUCACAGAAAGCCAGGUGUCAGGAAACAUCGUCCUUUGAAAAAACAACCCCUUCAUUAGAUGCAGACUCUGAUUUGACUUCUGACAGCACUGCAAUAGAUGGUUCCAGUACAUCACUUGGUGUGGACAAAGGGACCAGUUUUAUAAGAUGCAGUACUCUAUCUAUGAGCCUGCCUAAGCAGCUCAAAUUAACUUGCAGUGAACAUUUGCCUGCUGCCUGUAACCUGGGAGUUUCUACCCCUCAAAUGCAAAAGGAGUCUAUAAUAAAAGAGGAAGUUUCCUCAAGAAUUGUCCCCAAAAAACCUCAGAGACACAGCUUGCCUGCCACAGGAGUGCUUAAAAAGGCUGCAUCUGAGGAGCUCGUGGAGAAAAGUUCUUAUCCCUCAAGUGAAAAACAUUCAGAGAAAGGUCUUGAAAGAAAUCAUCUUCAGCAUCUGUGUGCCCAGAACCAUGGGGUGUCGUCCUCUGAUGUGCCUAAGCAGGCUUCUGAAAAGCCAGUGUGGAAAUUACCUCAUCCUAUUUUACCCUUUUCAGGGAACCCAGAGUCCUUAAAGUCUGUCACCUCCAAUAGUGAGCCUUCCACGGCCCUGACCAAGCCUCGAGCAAAGUCAUUGUCUGCUGUGGAUAUGGAAAGGUGCACCAAACCUUGCAAAGAUUCUACAAAGAAGAACUCUUUUAAAAAGUUGCUCAACAUGAAACUGUCCAUCUGUUUCAUGAAGAGUGACUUUCAGAAAUUUUGGUCCAGGAGUAGCCAACUUGGAGACACAACGGCAGGCAGCUUCUGCCAUAGGGAACGCAAGAGAAUCGAAGGUGAUUGGCAUGGCUUGUUGGGAGGAGAAGGGAGGAGAAGUAAACCUACGAAGGCAUAUUCUGCAGAUAAUAACUACAGCCUGGAAUCCCAAAAGAAGGGGAGGAAGUCUCGGGGCCAGACCAGUGCCCCGAACGGUCUCAGAGCUGAGUCUUUGGAUGACCAAAUGCUUUCCAGGGAGUCAUCACCUAAGACACCCUGCAAAUCUGUUACAAGCCUCUGUGCCCCAGAGUAUGAAAAUAUACGUCAUUAUGAGGAAAUACCAGAGUAUGAGAACUUGCCAUUUAUUAUGGCUGUAGGGAAAAGUCCAGAACAGGAAUGGCAGAAUCCCAGCAGCAUGGAGGACACUGAUGCCAAUGUGUAUGAGGUAGAAGAGCCAUAUGAAGCUCCAGAUGGCCAGCUGCCACUUGGACCCAGACAUCAGCAUUCCAGUUCUGGAGCAUCCCAGGAGGGACAGAAUGAUCUCGAUCUUGGUCUUGGGGACCUUCCCUCUGAUGAAGAAGAAGUCCUCAACAGUUCUGAUGAGGAUGAUGUCAGCUCUGAGUCCAGUAAGGGAGAGGCCGACCCACUGGAAGACAAACAGGGUGAAGACAAUGGAAUGAAAAGUAAAGUUCAUCAUAUUGCCAAAGAGAUCAUGAGCUCUGAGAAAGUGUUUGUGGAUGUGUUAAAACUUUUGCAUAUUGACUUCCGGGAUGCAGUAGCCCAUGUUUCCAGGCAACUUGGGAAACCAGUGAUCGAGGACCGGAUUCUAAAUCAGAUCCUGUACUACUUGCCUCAGCUAUAUGAGCUCAACCGGGAUCUCCUGAAGGAACUGGAGGAACGAAUGUUGAACUGGACUGAACAACAGAGAAUUGCUGAUAUCUUUGUAAAGAAGGGACCAUACCUAAAAAUGUAUUCUACUUACAUCAAAGAAUUUGAUAAGAACAUAGCUUUGCUGGAUGAACAGUGCAAGAAAAACCCAGGUUUUGCUGCCAUCGUUCGAGAAUUUGAGAUGAGCCCACGCUGUGCUAACCUGGCCCUCAAGCACUACCUCCUCAAGCCGGUCCAGCGGAUCCCCCAGUACAGGCUGCUGCUGACAGAUUAUUUGAAGAAUCUGAAGGAAGAUGCUAGAGAUUACAGAGAUACUCAAGAUGCCCUUGCUGUUGUCAUAGAGGUGGCCAACCAUGCCAAUGACACCAUGAAGCAAGGAGACAACUUCCAGAAACUUAUGCAAAUUCAGUACAGCUUAAAUGGACACCAUGAGAUAGUACAGCCGGGACGGGUUUUUCUCAAAGAAGGAACUCUGAUGAAGCUAUCUCGGAAAGUGAUGCAACCCCGAAUGUUCUUCCUGUUUAAUGAUGCCUUGUUAUAUACAACACCGGUGCAGUCUGGGAUGUAUAAACUGAACAACAUGCUCUCAUUGGCUGGAAUGAAGGUCAGAAAACCCACGCAAGAAGCAUAUCAGAAUGAAUUAAAGAUUGAAAGUGUGGAACGUUCCUUCAUUCUCUCAGCCAGUUCUGCCACAGAAAGAGAUGAAUGGCUAGAAGCAAUUUCCAGAUCAAUAGAAGACUAUGCCAGGAAAAGAAUCACCUUCUGUCCCAGUAGGAGUCUUGAAGAGGCAGACUCAGAAAAUAAAGAGGAAGUUAGUCCUCUGGGCUCAAAGGCUCCCAUCUGGAUUCCUGAUACCAGGGCCACAAUGUGUAUGAUCUGCACAAGUGAAUUUACCCUGACCUGGAGACGACACCACUGCCGAGCCUGCGGAAAGAUUGUAUGCCAAGCUUGUUCAUCAAAUAAGUAUGGCUUAGAUUACCUGAAAAAUCAACCAGCAAGAGUAUGUGAACAUUGUUUUGAAGAACUGCAGAAAUUAGAUCACCAGCACUCCCCUAAGAUUGGAUCUCCUGGGAAUCACAAAUCUCCUUCAAGUGCCUUGUCUUCAGUCUUACAUAGUAUUCCAUCCGGGAGGAAACAGAAAAAAAUCCCAGCUGCUCUCAAAGAAGUGUCAGCAAACACAGAAGAUUCUUCAAUGAGUGGCUACUUGUACAGAUCAAAGGGCAAUAAAAAGCCUUGGAAGCACUUAUGGUUUGUCAUCAAAAAUAAAGUCCUAUAUACAUACGCUGCAAGUGAGGACGUGGCAGCCUUGGAGAGUCAACCUUUACUAGGAUUUACUGUUACCCAAGUCAGAGAUGAGAACUCAGAGUCUAAAGUAUUUCAGUUACUGCACAAAAACAUGUUAUUUUAUGUAUUCAAAGCAGAUGAUGCUCACUCAGCUCAGAAGUGGAUAGAAGCAUUUCAGGAAGGCACAAUAUUGUAGCAGUGUUGAUUUCGUCUCUUCCGUGGUUCCAAAGAGAUGGAAGUUCAUCAAAAUGGAGUAAAUGCAAUUUAAAAGUUUAAAAAAGUGGACACUGCCAAGAUAAACUCUUCAUCAGAUAUAAGAAAUUAUUUUGUUCGGUAUUAAGUAGUUUUUUUGAAAAUGUUUUUUUCAUGUAUGUUAUUUAUUAAGACUUUGAUGUUUACUUAAUGGUCAGGAUUAUUUCUGAGACUCACACUGAAUUCUAAAGCAUUGUUUCUUUAGAGACCAGAAAACUUAUCUGAAUACUGUAUAAACUGUCUGUGACCCAAUCCACACUGUUUUCUGUACCUUAGAUUGUAACAUUCUUAUCUUACUAAUGGUAAAUUUUCCUAAGUUAAAAACAGAUGACAAGGCAUAAAUUUCUAUGUAGUGCUUGAUUUAGGAAUUGUUGUUAUAAAAAUGCUGAUGACAAAAUGCAUGUCUUUGAACCGAGAAAAAAAUGAAUUUUUGUAUCUUUUAAUGGAAAAAUAUACGGCCAGCUUCUACCUCAGAAACUGUGAAUGAAAUUUCAGUAUAGUAUCAGAAAUAAUUCAGUAUUUUCUACUGUUAAUGUACCUCUUUUGGCAUAAGUUAAUAUUACAUCAUGGGAAGUAUAGCAAAGGGAUAGAAUCUGAGUGUUUCUUUAACUGUAAGUGGAAAUGAGGCUGUUUUCAUUUGCAGAGGAACACACAUAAUCGACUCUAUAGGCUUUUUGUUAAGUCCAAUCUUUUU
Molecule: messenger RNA, 5249 nt
Organism: Otolemur garnettii (small-eared galago)
Lineage: Eukaryota; Metazoa; Chordata; Mammalia; Primates; Galagidae
Gene: FGD6
Product: FYVE, RhoGEF and PH domain containing 6
Exons: 21
Coding region: 219-4499 (1426 amino acids)
Biological process (GO): regulation of GTPase activity
Cellular component (GO): cytoplasm
Molecular function (GO): guanyl-nucleotide exchange factor activity; metal ion binding
Source: RefSeq, a predicted model, not a curated record